This is a messenger RNA of Yamadazyma jaroonii, 1479 nucleotides long. NCBI's taxonomy places the organism in Eukaryota, Fungi, Ascomycota, Pichiomycetes, Serinales, Debaryomycetaceae. The record is from the annotation of a GenBank genome assembly.
AUGAGAUUUGGAUUAUUAAUUACACACGUUAACUGUGUUACGGUAUUCAUUACAACCACUAUAUUUAUUGAUACGAACAAUAGAGUUGAAGGUUCAAAUUAUUUGGCCUCGAGUGGUAAUAAAGUUUCGACUAAUAUUACAACUUCUAAUGAAAAAAUAAUUACACAAAUACCAAAUUCAAUGAUAAGACAUUUUACCCCUUCAAUUAAGUCUAGUUCAGCAAAAAGUUUAAAUUUAAAUGAAGGACAUUUCGUUUUAGGUAAUGAAUUUCCUAAUUUAGAUAUUCACAAUGGAGUUGAUAUUUCUGAUGAUUAUGAUGAGACAAUAGAAAAAAAUAUCAAUAAUAAGAAUGAUGAUUCUUAUAAUAAUACAUUCUCGUCGAACAAUAAAUUUAAAGAUAUAAAUGUUUUGUCAAGUUUAACCAAUUUAACUUUUUUGGGUAAAACCAGUCAAAUAAGGCUGGCAUUACGUAAGCCCUUAGAUAAUCAAACGUAUCUGUCAUUAGAUAAUAUAUUAGGUAAGCAGAGAUUCAUAUUUGCUAAUACUACAGUUAAUGAUAACAAAACUGAAGUGACCAGCUUAAUAGGGAAUUGGAUAACUACCGAUGAAAUUUUGCAGAAUAAUACUGAAAUUACUGAACAUUUUGUAACGACAACGGAUCUAAUUGUAAUUACGAUGAGUGAGAAUAAUGUAAGGACAACAGACCAUGAUUUUAAAGUUGUCAAUAGUGACGUUAUAACAAUGCUCCCAUCGGUUAUAUCUGAAAAUGAAAAAAAUUUUGAGUUUGAAUACGAUUUCGACAAGACAAUGGGUAUUGAUAACACUAGUUGGGAUUUAGACAAUUUCCAGAAACCUGAAUCUUUGGACUAUAUUUCCGGUGUUGACAUAGAUUCAAGUUUUUCUUCUACAGGAAUACUAAAUCUGGGGGAAGUUGCUAUUACCGAAUUUCCUUCUUCUUCGAAUUUUUAUGUCCCUAGCUCGUCAAACAGUAAGGAGUUGGAAUAUGGAUUAAGUUUUGGGUUUAAUGACGAGGUAUGGCAUUCCAAGUCUUCAAGCACUGUAAUUGAAAUAGGAGCCAGGACUAGUAGUGUAUUGGAUAGCGCUAAAACCUUAUCUAAGAGCUUGGCAGGUAUAUCUGAGAGUUUUAGAAAGAGUAUUUUAGGGAUAUCUGAUAAAAUUUCUGACAACCCAAACUCUCAUCAUUAUUCAACCAUUCAAACUACUAAGAGCUCCUUACCUAUACUCCAUACCUCCAAGAAAUCCAAAACUACCACUUACAAGAGCACUACCAGAGAAAGUGAAAAGGACAGCACCAAAAAAUCCCAUCCCAAAUCUUCUUUAACCCCUAACAUUCACCCCAUAUUAGACCUCCACAAACCUAAACCUACCAUUAUACCUCACAACCAUAGUUAUCUGUCUAACGGUAUAUUAUUAUCGACAUCACCAAUGGUAUUAUUCCUAGUGCUAGUCUUGAUGUAA